AUGACGUCGCUAUUAUCGGAUUCUCUUUCCAAUUCCCUGGAGCCGAGUCCUCAGACUCUCUGGGAGCUCAUGGCCACUGGAAAAUGUGUGGCUUCUCAGUUUCCUUCGGACCGUAUCUCUGCUACUAGAUAUCAUGUUGUGGAUGAUUCGCGUCCUGGGACGAUCCGGCCACAAAAGGCUUGUUUUCUAGAAAGAGAUAUCAGUGCAUUUGAUGCCAAGCUGUUCGGCAUGACUCCAGAUGAAGCAGCAGGGACAGAUCCUCAACAAAGAAUAAUUCUAGAAACUACAUAUCGAGCUCUUGAAAACGCUGGGAUCCCUAUGCAGAAGGCCAAUGGUUCAGACACAUCUGUUCACACCGGUUGUUUUACUGCAGAUUACACUCUGGCAUCGGCAAAAGACCUCGAGAAUGCUCCAAGAUAUGCGGGGACAGGAAUGGCAGCCAGUAUGCUGUCAAACCGAAUCAGUACAUUCUUCAAUUUGAGAGGUCCUAGCAUGACUAUCGACACAGCAUGUUCGAGUAGUUUGGUAGCAUUAGACAUGGCCUGCCAGGAUCUCAGACAUCAAAGAACAUCAAUGGGAAUCGUUGCUGGAUGCAACCUGCUCCUUGGACCUGAUUUCUUUAUUACUCUGUCCAGUCUUGGAUUUGUGUCCCCAGACGGGGUAAGUCACGCCUUUGACAACAGAGCAAACGGUUACGGACGGGGGGAAGGUUUUGGUGUCUUGAUUCUGAAGACCGUCGAAGAUGCAAUCAAGGAUGGCGACACAAUCCGCGCCAUCAUCCGAGUGACAAAGACAAACCAAAAUGGCCGGACGAGCCUUGCGCAGCCGAGUAAAGAAAUGCAAGCGAGUCUCAUCCAAGAAACCUAUCGUGAUGCCGAGCUGAAAACGUCACUGACUCGUUUUUUUGAGGCUCAUGGUACCGGAACCGCGAUAGGUGACCCCUUGGAAGCUAUGGCAAUUGGCAGCACAUUUGGACCUGGAAGAGAUUCGGAUGAUCCUGUUAUCGUAGGUGCAGUGAAAGCAAACAUUGGACAUCUAGAAGGCGCAGCGGGAAUUGCCGGGAUCAUAAAGACAAUCCUAGUGCUGGAAAGAGGUCUCAUUCCACCAAUUGCAGAGUUACAGGAUCUCAACGACAAAAUAGAUGCCGAAUUCCUGAAAUUAAAGUUCCCAAGGGCGCUGACACCAUGGCCGCGGGAGGGUUUACGCCGUGCUUCCAUUAACAGUUUUGGUUUUGGUGGUACUAAUGCGCAUGUUGUACUAGAUGAUGCAUUGCACUACCUCAAGGGUCGUGGCUUGGUCGCGAACCAUUGCACUAACGCGACACCUUUAGAACACAAAGUGAUAGAGCAAAAGCAUCUCCCAAAGCCUGACAUGGAGACAAAGGCUUUAGCCACCAUGAAGGGACCAAGGCUCUUUGUUUGGUCUGGACAUGAAAAGAGUUCAGUAACGCAAAUGGUUGAGUUGUAUCGGGUCUAUCUGAAGAAACUGCAAUCACAAAAUAUAGAUGGUCUUGAUACGUAUCACGACAUGUUGGCUUACACUCUGGCUCAAAGACGAAGCCUUCACAACUGGCGGAGCUUUGCGGUUGCCGAUUCUGUAUGCCAGCUUGUCGAGCGGCUGGUAACUCCUCGGCUCCCCAGUCAAUCAAGAACUAAUCCCAAAAGUGGAUUUGUUUUCACUGGUCAGGGUGCGCAAUGGGCUGGUAUGGGCAAGGAACUUAUUGUUUUUCCCGCAUUCAGAAAUAGCAUUUUGGCCGCUGAUAAGUUUCUUGCAAGCAUUGGCAGCGUUUGGAAACCCUCGGACUUCUUCUUUGAUGACGACGAGAUCCGAGCCAGAAUAAACGAGCCGAGAUUUUCUCAAAUCCUGUGCACAAUCUUGCAGAUUGCUCUCGUGGAGCUCUUGAGAACAUUCCACAUUCACCCAACAGUUGUGGCGGGUCAUUCCAGCGGGGAAAUCGCAGCAGCAUACGCUGUAGGAGGAAUUUCUAGGCAGUCUGCAUGGAAAAUCGCCUAUUUUCGUGGUCUUUUUUGCAGUGCGCUUGCCGAGUCUUCUGGCACAACACCGCAUGGUGCUAUGAUGGCUGUUGGGCUAUCCGAAUCAUCCGUGCAGCCAUAUAUUGACGAAAUUCUUCAAGACUCGCCAGGGAGGGGUGUCUUGGUUGCGGCUUGUAUGAAUAGUCCAAAAAACACCACUGUAUCUGGUGACAAAUGUCUAAUAGAGCAGCUACAAGCGAAGCUUUUGGCCGAUGCAAUUUUUGCUAGAGUCCUCAAGGUCCCGGUUGCUUAUCACAGUCCACAUAUGCAUCGCAUUGCAGCACCUUACAGAGAGGUGAUCGGUAAGCUCGACCGUGGCGAGACACCACCAGUGUUCGCAACCAUGGUGUCAUCAGUGACUGGAGACAUCAUCCCUAUAAGCGAGCUGGUGAAAAGUGAGUACUGGGUCAGGAAUUUGGUAUCCCCUGUGCAGUUCUCUGCUGCUCUUGGACGAAUCUUCCAAGACUCGGCCAAGAAAGUUCAGAAGAAGUUUGAUCUAAGCCACCGCAGCGUUGCCUCGGUUUCUGACUUGAUUGAGAUUGGACCUCACUCCGCUAUGGAAGGACCAAUUCGUGAAAUCAAAGAAGCCACCGCUUCUCCUGCGAAGGAUGGAAUUUCAUACACGGCUACAUUGGAUCGUGGCAGAGCUGCAACUGAGACCAUACUAGAAGCGGCUGGAAAGCUUCAUUGUGUAGGGUUUGAUGUCAACCUCGGAAAUGUCAACGCUCCAUUCUUGGAACGUGACCCCUUUGAUCAUGCCCAUACAUAUUGGCACGAGUCACGUAUUAGCAAGAACAUUAGGCUGAAUCCCCAGCCAUAUAACGCAUUUUUGGGAUUGCCGGUGCCUGAUUGGAAUCCUCUCGAACCGCGAUGGCGUAAUAUCGUUAGGUUAUCGUCAAUGCCAUGGUUGGAAGACCAUAAGGUUAACGGCGAAAUUCUAUUCCCGGCUGCUGGCAUGAUGGUCAUGGCAAUGGAGGCUAUAAAACAGAUAUCCACCGAACAAACUAUCACCGGCUUCGAGUUCAGAGAGAUAGGUAUCCUGAACGCCCUCAUGAUCUCCCAAGACGACGAAGGAGUAGAGGUCUUAUUCCAUCUCAAACCUUCAUUCGAUUCAAUAAGCAAAACAAACUCUUGGGCAACAUUUUCUUUAUAUGCAUACCGUGGCGAAAACUUCAUAGAAGUGAGUCGAGGCUCUAUUAAGGCUCUCUCAGCCUCUCAAAUCCAAUCCGACAUGGAGCACGCGCAGAACUCUCACGUUCAUGAAUUGCUGUCCUCGGCAAAGAGUUCAUGUCUCACGGAAACUAGUUCUGCCGACCUGUAUGCGGAUCUUGAGAAGAACGGAUACCAAUACGGACCGGCCUUUCAAGGAAUCGAAAGUGCGCGACGAGACAAUUGUGGCCAGGCGCUUGGGCGGGUCUCCACGAACAAGUUCCUCCACGCUGAUACCUCUCUUGAUGCAAACAUCCCAGAUAUCCAUCCUUGCACUUUGGACUCCAUUCUCCAAGUCUGUAUUCCAGCGGUAGCUUGGGGCAACAAUAACAGAACGGCGACUUGGGUGCCCACUUUCAUCAAAAAGGGAUGGCUUGCCAGGUCUGGAUUCAAGGCCUCCGAGCAAAAUGACAUGCUGUAUGUCCAGUCGUCAACAACGAGCAGAGGUACUAGGUUGGCAGAAGCAGAUCUAAAUGUCGUGGACACAAGUGGAAGCAAUCUGUUAGGGCAAGCCGAAGGCAUUGAGAUAACCUUAGUCGCUGAUGAAGACCAAGUCCAUGGGGGAAACUCUUCUUCAACUGUCAGGAGACUAUGCUGGGAUAUGAUUUACAAGCCAGACCCAACUCUACUUGGCACUGAACAGCUGUCGCAGUAUGCUAUCGAAAGUCUCAAGCCGGAGACUGGUCCGACCGAGCUGAUUCAAGCUCUGAAAUUGUACAUUCUAGCAUCGAUUUCUAGAGCAAUAAACGAAGUGGCUGGUUCGGACAUCCCAACACACCACAUGCAUCUUCAAAAGCAGUACGCUUGGUCCCAAACAAUGAUUGAUACAGCAAAUCGACAGCCUCCCUCUGACAUAUCUUACACAUGGCAUGAUUACAUAGAGGAUACUCAAUACAACAACCUUUGUGAUCACGUCAAAGAAAUAGGAGGUCGACUCGGUGACAUAUAUGUUCAUUUUGGUUCUCAUCUGACAGACAUGCUCCGCGGACGGGUGGACGCCUUGCAAGUCCUGGUACCGGACAACAGACUCAAGGACUAUUACGAGCUAUCCAAUAAUUUGGGUCAGUUUUUCAACCCCAUGCAGCGUUAUGUGGAUGCCAUGGCACAUAAAAAUCCGGGUAUGAAAAUCCUAGAAGUUGGAGCAGGAACUGGAGCUACAACAAGAUUUAUGCUGGACACGUUGGCAUCGCGAACCCCAAACGGUGUCUACAGUCGGUUCUCACGAUAUGAUUUCACUGAUGUCACUGGAUCUUUCAUUGAAAGCGCAGAGAAUGAGUUUGGUAGCAUACCAAAAAUGAACUUCGGGUUAUUCGAUGUCGAAGAAGACCCGGUGGGGCAGGGGUAUGAAGAGGGCAGUUAUGAUUUGAUUGUGGCCGCUAAUGUUGUACAUGCCACGAAGUGCUUGCGAAAAACACUAUCAAACAUCCGCAAGCUGCUACGAGAUGACGGCAAGCUCAUUCUUAUUGAAAUCACUGCAACCACUACCUAUCCGCUAACACAAUAUCUCUUUGGCUUUCUACCUGGGUGGUGGCUUAGCACAGAACCCUGGCGACAGGACGGGCCUUGCGUGACGCUGGAGAGAUGGUCCGAGGAGUUGGAAGCGAGUGGAUUCAAUAAAUAUCAUUUGGCUUUACAUGAUUUUGAAGUCGAGGAUAAUCAAGUCACCAGCUUACUGAUCUCCUCGGUCAAACCACCAGUCAACAACUCCACGGGGAAAUAUGCGGCCGUUAUUGACAAGACUGCGCUAGUCAUCACAGGCUGGGAAGAGCCAUCUCUUGAGUCUUUCCUGUCGGAGUUGGUAAAAUCGAGAAUGGAGGAGAUGGGAAUGCGUAGUGUACGGCCAAGCAGCUUCCGGGAAGUUGGAGGCCUAGUGGACCUUGAAGACAAGCUUGUUCUAAUUGUUCAGGACCGAGCAUGGUUGUCACUUGAACACCUUGAUCCAAGAGAGUACUACCUAUUCAAUACGACUUUAGCCCGUGCAAGGAACAUCCUGUGGGUUUCGGAAGCGUCUCCUCCCACAGCGGCGCACGUCUCACCAAUUGGUCCCGUCACAGGCAUCGCUAGAGCGUUAAGGUCUGAGAAGCAGAACAUAUUGUUCGGAACUGUUACUCUCUGCACCUCUUCUAGUCCAACCGUUCUGUCUCUUAAUGUUGAGAGAGCGGUGCAGAAUUUUUUGCAGGGUACCAGUUCACAGACCUACGAGCGGGAGCUGGUUCAAGUAGGCGACUAUCUGUGCAUACCUCGUAUAUACGAGAACGGUGAGCUCAACCAGAAAGUUCAUGACUUUACAUUCGCAUCAUUUAAACCGCAACAGCGCUUCGGGGAACAAAAUCUGAAGCUUCGUGUACGACGGCCAGGUCUACUUGAUAGUGUCUAUUUUGAAGAGGUCCCCGAGGCUGGACCCCUUGGCUCCGAUGAGAUCGAAGUCGAGGUAAAGGCCAUUGGCGUCAACUUUCGAGACUGCCUGAUUGCUCUUGGGCGCAUUGACCAAGACAUUUUGGGCACUGAAUGUGCUGGUUUAGUCCGUCGUGUCGGCUCUGCAUGUCAGCUGAGGCCCGGAGACCGCGUGAUGGUGGGAGAUGUCGAUACAUACCACGGAGUGAUCCGAUGUAAAGAGAUUCUAGCUGUGAAGAUGCCGGAAGAUAUGAGCUUGGUCGAUGCGGCUUCAGUGCCCACGAACUUUGUCACCGUCUACCAUGCGUUUGUCCGAGUUUCCAACCUCCCUCCUGGUGAAUCAGUCCUUAUUCACUCUGGUGCGGGAGGAACAGGACAAGCUGCGAUACAAGUGGCACAGUACUGCGGAGCUGAGAUCUACACCACUGUUGGCUCAUCAAGCAAGAAACGCCUGUUGAUGGAAAUGUAUGGAAUCCCGGAAGACCAUAUUUUCAACAGCAGGGAUCUCUCUUUCGUAGCAGAAAUCAAACGUUCAACACAGAAUAGAGGUGUUGACGUUGUGCUAAACUCACUCGCUGGUGAUGCUCUGGUCGCUUCCUGGGAGUGCAUCGCCCCCUUCGGCCGGUUCAUCGAAAUUGGGAAAAAGGACAUCUUCUCUCACAAUAAGCUACCCAUGUUUCAAUUCGCGCGAAAUGUGUCUUUCAGCGCUAUCGAUCUCGCUUCUAUGGCGCAGGAGAGACCCGACCUCAUACAGAGUGGACUUCUCGGCAUCACUAAUCUUUUUAGACGCAAAAUCCUACGGAUGCCGUCGCCCAUGAAGUCGUUCCCUAUUUCCGAUGUGGAAGGGGCUUUCAGGUACUUACAGAGUGGCAUGAACCCUGGAAAAGUAGUGCUCGAGAUUGAUCAGGAGGCUAUUGUUCCGGCAAUGGUCAAAACUCGAUCAGAUUGGAACUUUAGCCCCGAAGAAACCUUCAUUCUCGGUGGUGGUCUUGGAGCCCAGGGCCAGAUGAUAUCCGAGUGGAUGGUUUCCAAGGGGGCUCGAUACCUAGUUCUACUUUCUAGGCGCGGUAUCAACAAUAAUGCCGUUUUAGAAUCCUUUGUUAGCAAGCUACAAAGUACCGGCGCAGUCGUAUACUGCCCGAAGUGCGACGUUUCGGACCCCGAAUCUCUUGCUGCAGUGGUGAAAUACUGUAGAACGAACAUGCCUCCCAUCAAAGGAUGUAUUCAAGCCGCAAUGGAGCUCAGAGACUCCGUUUUCGAGAAUAUAGAUCACGCUGCAUGGUCCGCCUGUCUAAGGCCUAAAGUCGAUGGUUCAUGGAACCUACACGAGCAGCUACCACGUGAUUUAGACUUUUUUAUCCUAUUCUCAUCGAUAGCCGGUGUAGUGGGCUCACAAGGUCAAGCCAACUAUGCGGCCGGGAACACCUUUCAGGAUGAGCUGGCCAAGUACCGACUCAGCCGUGGUGAAAAGGCGAUAUCUCUGAACCUUAGCAUGAUAGCAGAUCAUGGGUAUGCUCUCGAGCACGAAGAAGCCGCUCGGCGAUUCGCAAAGAGCCGUUUUGUCCUAGAAAUGACACAGCCUGAGGUUUUAGCUAUGCUAGAGCAUUACUGCGAUAAACGUCUACAGCUUGACCCGGCUCACUCACAAAUUGCCAAUGGUCUCGAACUCCCAGAAGAUAUCAGCAACCGAGGCAUGGAUAUUAUGGGUUGGAUGCAUGAACCCAUUUUCACCAUCCUUCACCAGAUGGGUUCAUCUGUAGGUAUGGCUAACAAUAGCAUUGACUCAAAGGACAAAGGCCCUAGUCUGAUAAAGCAGCUGGAAGAGGCUCCAUCAAUAGCGGAAGCUGCGGACGUUGUGGCAAAUGGAAUAGCGGCCAAGCUAUGCAAAGCGCUUUCCAUAUCACCGGACUCUUUUGAUAUAUCCCAGCCUUUACAUAUUUAUGGAGUGGAUUCUCUCAUCGCCGUCGAGAUGCGGAACUGGUUUAUGCAGGUCCUAAGAGCCGAUGUGGCUGUCUUUGAAAUUUUAGGCGGUGCCACUGCUAGCACGCUGGGACGCGCAGUGGCGGAAAAGGUGCGAGCCGUCGUAUAA
Molecule: messenger RNA, 7725 nt
Organism: Talaromyces stipitatus ATCC 10500
Lineage: Eukaryota; Fungi; Ascomycota; Eurotiomycetes; Eurotiales; Trichocomaceae
Product: polyketide synthase, putative
Exons: 13
Coding region: 1-7725 (2574 amino acids)
Biological process (GO): secondary metabolite biosynthetic process; fatty acid biosynthetic process
Molecular function (GO): fatty acid synthase activity; 3-oxoacyl-[acyl-carrier-protein] synthase activity; phosphopantetheine binding
Source: RefSeq, a predicted model, not a curated record